Messenger RNA from Alnus glutinosa, 1764 nucleotides. Its product is annotated as mannan endo-1,4-beta-mannosidase 7-like. Bases 228 to 1508 code for a protein of 426 amino acids. The transcript has 5 exons. NCBI's taxonomy places the organism in Eukaryota, Viridiplantae, Streptophyta, Magnoliopsida, Fagales, Betulaceae. Gene Ontology annotation, molecular function: hydrolase activity, hydrolyzing O-glycosyl compounds. The record is from RefSeq and is a predicted model, not a curated record.
UUAAACACGGCAAGGAUAUUUUGGGUAAAUAAACGUAAGAAAAUUAAUGGAAGCAAAUGGAAAUACUAGAAGAAAAGGAAAAGGAAGAGAAAAAGCAAGUACGAACAGUUUUGUUUUUAGCAAAUCCCAUCUGUUAUCUAUAUAUAGGCUGCCAUGUAUAGAAGCACAAAAUCUUUAUUUAUUGGGUUUAUUUAGAGAGGGGGAGAGAGGAAGGGAGAAAGAGGAGGAUGAAGCAAUUGGGUAUAGCUCUGUUUGUUCUUAUUUUGAUGCAAAAGCAUGGGAUUUUCCGUUUCCUACAUGUUGAAGCAGACGAUGGGUUUGUGAAAACCAGAGGGGUGCAGCUUAUGUUGAAUGGGAGUCCCUUCUAUGCAAAUGGGUUCAACGCCUACUGGCUAAUGUACACGGCCACUGACCCAUCUGAGAGAUACAAAGUCUCAUCUGCCUUCCAAGAAGCCUCAAAGCGUGGCCUAACCAUAGGAAGAACCUGGGCUUUCAGUGAUGGCGGAUAUAGGCCUCUCCAGUCCUCUCCUGGCUCCUACAACGAGCAAACCUUCCAGGGGCUGGAUUUUGCAAUAUCUGAAGCAGGAAAACAUGGGAUUAAGCUAGUGUUGAGUUUGGUGGAUAACUAUGAGAAUUAUGGAGGAAAGAAACAGUACGUGGAGUGGGCAAGAAGUCAGGGCCAGUCUAUAACAUCUGAGGAUGAUUUCUUCACCAAUUCUUUAGUGAAGGGGUUCUUCAAGAAUCAUAUCAAGACCGUUCUUACAAGACGCAACAGCCUGAGUGGAAUUGCUUACAAAGAUGACCCAACCAUAAUGGCCUGGGAGCUUAUGAACGAGCCAAGAUGCAAUUCGGAUCCAUCAGGAAAGACCAUUCAGGCCUGGAUUACUGAAAUGGCAUCUUACCUGAAAUCCAUUGAUGGAAAUCACUUGCUUGAAGCUGGUCUGGAAGGGUUUUAUGGAGAAUCAAAGCGGUCAUCGAAUCCUAACGGAUAUCAAGAAGGAUCAGAUUUCAUUACAAACAAUCAAAUCCCGGACAUCGACUUUGCUACAGUUCACUCAUAUCCCGAUCAAUGGAUAACCGGCUCCAGUGAAGAAACCCAACUUUCAUUUUUGAACAGUUGGCUCAACGAUCAUAUACAAGAUGCGCAGAAUGUCCUUCGCAAGCCAGUUCUCUUUGCUGAGUUUGGAAAAUCUACGAAGAGUUCUGGUAUUGAUGAAAGGGACCGGCUAUUCAACACAGUUUACUCAAAAAUCUAUUCAUCCGCUAGUGGCGGAGGUGCCGCCGUCGGUGGCUUGUUCUGGCAACUCCUAGCCGAAGGAAUGGACAAUUUCCGAGAUGGGUAUGAAGUUAUCCUCAGUGAGAACUCCUCAACGGCUAGUUUGAUUACUCAAGAGUCUCAAAAGCUUGUUCGGAUUCGAAAGAUGUAUGUCAGGCUGAGAAACAUUGAGAGGUGGAAGAGGGCCAGAGGUAUCAGACGUGGAGACACGGACAAAAAUCAUGGAAAUUGAGAAAGAGUCCCAACAAUAUUAUAUAUAGUUAAAGAUUAGCAAGAUUAUAAAUUUAUGUGUUCAGCAAUAUAUAAUUCUUAACCCCCAAAUUAUCUUACCAUUACUUUGUUCCUUAAUUUUACAUCUCCUCCCUUUCAAAGAAGAGGUCUAUACCCACUCUUAAGUGUGAGAUUUGUAACAAAUUAUAAAAUUAUAUGGAAUAAGGGCACUUAUUAUAGUUUGAAAAAAUCAAAAUACAUGGAUUAUUUCUUAGAAA